Messenger RNA from Danio rerio (zebrafish), 1418 nucleotides. NCBI's taxonomy places the organism in Eukaryota, Metazoa, Chordata, Actinopteri, Cypriniformes, Danionidae. The record is from RefSeq and is a predicted model, not a curated record.
UCACAAAUGUUAUUUGAAACAUUAAAGAUAACCAUAAACUUUAGUCAAUUUUAGUUCAAUCCUUUACGUUUUUUCUGUCUUUUUUAUUUGCCCAUGUGACAUAAUGACAUCAUCUUCUAUAUUUAGAGUGUGCAUAUAUUUUAAAAGCUGCCAUAUCUUUUAGCAGACAGAGUGCUGGACGGCGGUGAGUGAUGGGGUCUGACUAGUUACAUAACAAAAAUCUCUUCCUCUUCAGACGUGAGUGAUGAAUUCAACAGCAGGCCAGCAGCUCCUCCUGAGAGACACGUUCGCCAUGGCCUUCAUGAAGAACUUCAUCGUAGUUUUGGUGUGGUUUCUUCUCAGCUACAUCAAUGGCAGCGUAGUGGCUACUUUCUUCCGACACCAGAUCUUUUACGAGGACCCUCGCUAUAUACUCUUCAUACACAUGGUCAUUAAUGACGCCGUUCAGCUCACUGUGACCAUCGCUCUAUUCUUGGUCAGCUACAUCUUGUAUACUAUCAGUGUGGGAGUGUGUUGUUUCUUCAUCCUGGUGGCCGUGUUUACAACCCGUAGCACGCCUGUUAACUUAGCCGGCAUGGCUAUCGAGCGAUAUAUCGCGAUUUGUUAUCCUUUACGACAUGCUCAGAUCUGCACUGUACAUCGUGCUUACGUGCUCAUAGGUGUUAUUUGGUUUGUAUCUGUAGUUCCUGAUAUCACUGACCUCUUUGUGACUCUAGCCACAGAACCACUGAGUUUCUUCCAAACGUCAGUUUUCUGUCUCCGGCAAAACGUGUUUAAAGACCCGGUGUUGCUUUAUAAACGGCAGGCGUUCGACGGGAUUUAUUUCUCGCUGGUUUUCCUGACGCUCCUGUGCACGUAUUUAAAGAUCAUGUUCACAGCGCAUUCGCAUUCAACCGAGAACACAUCCGCCAAACGGGCGACCAACACCAUCCUUCUUCACGGGCUGCAGCUGAUCAUGUGUUUGCUCUCCUACAUUUCCCCAAGCGUGGAAGGAAUACUGAACAUCAUCUUCCCAGGACGCGUUCUGGAGAUCCGUUUCGCCAACUAUCUGAUCGUUUACAUUCUGCCACGCUUUUUGAGUCCGAUCAUAUAUGGCGUGCGGGAUAAGAAAUUCCGCAAGUAUCUGAGGAGGUAUUUUGUCUGUGGCGUUUCUACAAUGGAAACAAGAGUUGAGUGUAAAGAUGGAGAUUAAAGAUCAAAUCAAAAAUACUAAUCAAUUUGAUUUAAUUCAGUUCAAGUUUAUUUGUAUAGCACUUUCCGCAAUAACUGUUUCAAGGCAUCUUUACAAAAGGUGCACAUUAUUGCAUUGCAAUGAAAUUCAGACAACUAAGGUUAUUAGUUGCUAUAACUUAUUUAUUUACUAAUACCUUACUAAUACCUAGGACCAGACGGAAUCUGCGGACUUGUUUUUUGCUAUU